This is a messenger RNA of Rangifer tarandus platyrhynchus (Svalbard reindeer), 513 nucleotides long. Lineage: Eukaryota; Metazoa; Chordata; Mammalia; Artiodactyla; Cervidae. The record is from the annotation of a GenBank genome assembly.
AUGCUCUCGGCGCCCCCCCUCCCUGCUCCAGGCAACUAUUUCCUUCCCCUAAUCCUUCCACUUGAGACACGCCUCGCAAAUCCACGGCGGCUGCAAGUUAACUUCCACCCGCCCCCCCCCGCGCGUCUCGGCGCCCGCGUGGGGGUCCCCGCGCGCGCCGGGGAGGGGCCGGUGGCUCCGACAGCGGGGACACGUUGCCUCCCCCCCCCCCACCAACACACACAGACGCUGAGCACCUCCCGGUUCACCGCGGGAUCCGGGUCACGGGGAGCGGGUCUCCGCCGCAUCCCGCGGAGAGCGCACGGAGCGCACACGGAUCCGCCAGCCGCCCGCCAGCGCCGCCUUCCUCACAGCACCCAGCCCCGGAGAGCGGAGCAGCCGGGCCGGGCCAGGGAAGAAGCCGCGAGGGCCGAGGGCUCCCCGGCGCUCGAGGCCGACCCGCAGGCGGCCUCCCGCCGGCGGCUGCAGCCCAGGCCCCCCCACCGCGCGCCGCCCUGGGGCCACCUACCGUGA